Molecule: messenger RNA, 1080 nt
Organism: Onychostruthus taczanowskii (white-rumped snowfinch)
Lineage: Eukaryota; Metazoa; Chordata; Aves; Passeriformes; Passeridae
Product: loricrin-like
Exons: 1
Coding region: 1-1080 (359 amino acids)
Source: RefSeq, a predicted model, not a curated record
AUGUGUUCCAGACAAAGCUCCGGAGGCUGCCAUGGGAUGUCCUCCCAGUCCAGCGGGUGCCACAGCGGAGGCUCCAGUUACCAGUCCCAAGGCUCCUCCUGCUGCGGGGGCGGAGGGGGCUCCGGCAAAGUCAUCAUCAGCUCUGGUGGUGGAGGAGGGGGAUCCUGCUGCAGUGGGGGCUCCUCUGGAUAUGGGAUAGGAGGGGGAUACGGUGGUGGCUCGUCAGGAUCAAAGAGCAUCAUUGGAGGUGGAGGUAGUGGAGGUUCCUCUGGAUGCUGCAGUGGGGGCAGCUACGGGAUGGGCGGAGGAUAUGGUGGAUCUUCUGGAUCAAAGACCAUCAUUGGAGGUGGAAGCAGUGGAGGUUCCUCUGGAUGCUGCAGUGGAGGAUCCAGCUAUGGGAUGGGUGGAGGAUAUGGUGGAUCUUCGGGAUCAAAGAGCAUCAUUGUAGGGGGAGGUUCCUCUGGAUGCUGCAGUGGGGGCUCCUCCAGCUAUGGAAUGGGUGGAGGAUAUGGCGGAUCUUCGGGGUCAAAGAGCAUCAUUGGAGGUGGAAGCAGUGGAGGUUCCUCUGGUUACUGUGAUGGAGGAUCUUCAGGAUAUGGCAUGGGUGGAGAAUGUGGUGGUGUGUCUUCAGGAACCAAGAUCAUAUUGGGAGAGGGAAGCAGUGGUGGAUCCUCUGGAUGCUGCGGUGGAGGAUCCAGCUAUGGGAUGGGUGGAGGAUAUGGUGGAUCCUCGGGAUCAAAGAGCAUCAUUGUAGGGGGAGGUAGUGGAGGUUCCUCUGGAUACUGUGGUGGAGGAUCUUCAGGAUAUGGCAUGGGAGGAGGGUACGGUGGUGGCUAUUCAGGAGGGAAGACCAUCAUUGGAGGAGGAAGCAGUGGUGGAUCCUCUGGAUGCUACGGCGGAGGAUCCGGCUAUGGGAUGGGAGGAGGAUGCAGCAGCAGCUCCUCAGGCCAGACCAUCAUCAUCAGCUCUGGAGGUGGCAGCGGAGGCUCCUCCCAGCAGAAAUGUCCCAUUGUCAUCCCCAGCGUGGUGUCCCACCAGACCAAGCAGAGCUCCUACUGGCCCUACGGCCAGCAGAAGUAA